Molecule: messenger RNA, 2707 nt
Organism: Phacochoerus africanus (Common warthog)
Lineage: Eukaryota; Metazoa; Chordata; Mammalia; Artiodactyla; Suidae
Gene: GAL3ST3
Product: galactose-3-O-sulfotransferase 3
Exons: 3
Coding region: 874-2169 (431 amino acids)
Biological process (GO): glycolipid biosynthetic process
Cellular component (GO): membrane
Molecular function (GO): galactosylceramide sulfotransferase activity
Source: RefSeq, a predicted model, not a curated record
GGCAAAGAGAAAGGGGAAAGAAAUUUGAUCUCCUGGGCCACUAAUUUGCAAACCUCCCCCUCAGCCCGUGGCCCUUUCAUCUGUAAUGCACUGGGCAACAUCCCUACUCACUGGGCUGUGCCAUCCUCGAUAAGGAUAGGGCCUCCCGGUGGUCCAGCCUCAGACCCGGGUGGGCCAGGCCAAAGCGCCCUCCUCCUCUAAAAGCACCAAUAGCAGCCCCCGAGCUUACAGGGAAGAAAGGGGCUCAAGCAGGAGUGGGUGGGCAUCCAGGCUGGUUUUCAAAGCUUUGGCUACAGCUGAGCCAUUUCUCCCUCGGUUCCCAGGAGAAAGGAAAGCAAUUUGCAAAACGGGGCAGCAGCCCAAGGUAGAUUGUUCUGACUAAAAUUAGCACUGAUUUUCUGAUGAGGCUGGUCUGGGUGGCUGAGGGGAGCCCCCGAAGACACAGGACAGGCUGGGGAAUAGUUUGAAACCCGUGAGGGGCAGGAGCCAGAGCCAGCUGCUCUCAAUUCUGGCCCCAGCAGAAUGCCACCCACCCCGCACCAACCUGGAGACAGGGGGAAGCCUGGCCCCAGGCAGCCCCUUCCUGGGCGCCAGUGCCUUGGCUCCAUCUCCAGGACAGGCAUCGCAGAGUGAACUUGCCAAGGGAAGGAAGGCCUCCUCUCGUGUCCGAGCGGCAACCUCUCUUGGGACCUGGAAUGUUCAGCCUGGCCGGGUGCCCACCCAGAGGAGACAGGGUUACAGCUUCUAAAUACCUGAAGGCCUCACACAGGAACACUGGCCCUGCUACCGGAGCCCCAGGAGCCCCCAUGAGCGCCGGCGAAGGGAGUCCUGGAUAGCAAGGCCCUGGCUGGUCCAGGAUUGGGUUACCCCAUCAUGCCACCCAUCCUCCAGCGCCUGCAGCAGGCCACCAAGAUGAUGAGCCGCAGGAAAAUCCUGCUGCUGGUGCUGGGAUGCAGCACCUUAAGCCUCCUCAUCCACCAGGGGGCACAGCUCAGCUGGUACCCCAAGCUGUUCCCUCUGAGCUGCCCACCUCUGCAGGACUCUCCACCGCGCCCCAAGCACAUGACCGUGGCCUUCCUGAAGACGCACAAGACGGCGGGCACGACAGUGCAGAACAUUCUGUUCCGCUUCGCCGAGCGCCACAACCUGACCGUCGCCCUGCCGCACCCGAGCUGCGAGCACCAGUUCUGCUACCCGCGCAAUUUCUCCGCGCACUUCGUGCACCCGGCCACGCGGCCGCCGCACGUGCUGGCCAGCCACCUGCGCUUCGACCGCGCGGAGCUCCAGCGCCUCAUGCCGCCCGGCACCGUCUACGUCACCAUCCUGCGCGAGCCGGCCGCCAUGUUCGAGUCGCUCUUCAGCUACUACAACCAGUACUGCCCCGCCUUCCGGCGCGUGCCCAACGCGUCGCUCGAGGCCUUCCUGCGCGCGCCCGAGGCCUACUACCGCGCGGGCGAGCACUUCGCCAUGUUCGCGCACAACACGCUGGCCUACGACCUGGGCGGCGACAACGAGCGCAGCCCGCGCGACGACGCCGCCUACCUGGCGGGCCUCAUCCGCCAGGUGGAGGAGGUCUUCUCGCUCGUCAUGAUCGCCGAGUACUUCGACGAGUCGCUCGUGCUGCUGCGGCGCCUGCUGGCCUGGGACCUGGACGACGUGCUCUACGCCAGGCUCAACGCGCGCGCCGCCAGCUCGCGCCUCGCCGCCAUCCCCGCGGCGCUCGCGCGGGCCGCGCGCACCUGGAACGCGCUCGACGCCGGCCUCUACGACCACUUCAACGCCACCUUCUGGCGCCGCGUGGCGCGCGCCGGCCGCGCCUGCGUGGAGCGCGAGGCGCGCGAACUGCGCGAGGCCCGAGAGCGCCUGCUGCGGCGCUGCUUCGGCGACGAUCCGGUGCUGCGGCCGGCCGCGCAGAUUCGCACCAAGCAGCUGCAGCCGUGGCAGCCCAGCCGCAAGGUGGACAUCAUGGGCUACGACUUGCCCAGCGGCCGCGCCGGCCCGGCCACCGAGGCCUGCCUCAAGCUGGCCAUGCCCGAGGUGCAGUACUCGAGCUACCUGCUGCGCAAGCAGAAGCGCAGGGGCGGCGUGCGCCUCCGGCCCGAGCCCGUCCUGGACAAUCCCCCGCCCAGGCCCAUCCGGGCGCUGCCCCGAGGCCACCUAGGCCACUGAGCACCGAUGGCGGUCUGGACCCCUGUCUCGCCCACCAGGAUCUUUCCUAGGGCUGCCUCCAGGUCCCGCCCCAUCAGGACCCUUUCUCCCGAGAGGGCCUGUCCCGCGCCACGUUACUUGGCGCAUCCCCCUGUCUGAGCCCACCUCCCUAGGGUAGACGGAACCCCACCUUUGGGGAGAGUGCUGAUAGGCCUGAUCGAGCCGGGCCACCCACUCCUCCGUCCGAGGCUUUGGCCAGAGGUCCGAGGCUCCUGCAGAACUGUCCACCCUGCCUUUUAAUGGGGAGUGAGGACCACACUUGUCUUUUGCAAGUGGAUGAGCCCAGGCCACGGAAAAGGGCUGAGCCCUGGGAAAGGCUGCUCUUCCUGCCAGGGGUCAGAGGCCCCCACACCGUCUGUCUUCCAGGUUCCACUCUCCCCACAGACCUAAGCUGCUCCCAGACUCCCAGAACCAAGAGUUCUUGAGUUGGGCUUUUUGUUUGUUGGUUUUUCUUUUUGUAAUAAAAUAUUUUAAAACGUGCAGGUUCUAUGUCAAUCAU